Molecule: messenger RNA, 615 nt
Organism: Eucalyptus grandis
Lineage: Eukaryota; Viridiplantae; Streptophyta; Magnoliopsida; Myrtales; Myrtaceae
Exons: 1
Coding region: 1-615 (204 amino acids)
Source: RefSeq, a predicted model, not a curated record
AUGUGGAAAAUUGGAAAUGGGUUGUCGGUGUCUUUAUGGCAUGAUUACUGGCUUCCAUGUGGCCCUCCUGAUGGCUUUGUUCCUCCCUCUUUCAGGGACAGUAUGCGACUCCCAGAUUAUGCGGUGGCUGUUGAUUUAUACACUCCUUUGGGCCAUUCGUUCAGGGAGUUGUUGAUUAGAUGGGGCGUCUCUCUACCGUUGCGGGCGUCGGACAAUGAUAGGUUUAUUUGGUGUGGUGAUCCUUCGGGCUCCUUCUCGGUUGCAUCUGCAUGGAACGCCUUAAGAGCAAAGAAAGAUCGGGUGGAGUGGGCUUCUCUUAUCUGGGAUAAUGAUGUAGCCCCUCGUUACCAAUUUAUUCUUUGGCUUAUAUCUCGAAACCGGCUUCCCACGCAGGUGAUGCUUUUAAACUAUGGCCGCAUUGAUUUUAAUGUGUGCGCCUUUUGUAGUGAAGUCCCAGACUCAAUCGAUCAUCUAUUCUUCCGGUGCCGCAUUCGGCUUCGCUGGCCUUCUUCUAGGCCGCCAGGUUUAAUUUGCCGUGGAGGAAUAGAUGUUGGAAAGAAGUUCUCACCUGGGCCAAGAGAUUCCUUACUGGGAAGGACUUCUACCACAGGAUAG